AUGAAACAACUCCGAUCACUGAUUCGCGUUCGAUUGACAAAAUACUUUCCCAGCGAUCGAUACCUCAAAAAUCGAUGUUCCGGCGCCGACGGCGUACUAAUCGAUAUGGAGAGACGAGCGGAGCGAGCUGAUGAUUAUAAGAUUUCCAGUUUUAUGAAAUUGAGAAAUAGCAAAUUCGCUCUACCGAAACUGCUAGCCGACCCAGUCACCAACGACACGCCCAACCCAUGGCUUCCCCGGCUUGUCGCCGAAAAAUCGAUCGAUGGAAUCGUAAUUCGAAAUUUCGAGAAUUCCGAAGAUCAAGAAUCUUGGGAAUCCAACAUUUUGACGAUGAUUUGGGACCCCCGGGAGCGACGAAUCACUCAUUCGAUUAUUGGCUAUCACCGAAUCAACGACGGCGAUAUUCUAUGGAAUAGUAGCAUUCGGACAGCUGUACAAGGAUCCCUAGAAAACGACAUUCAGCCGUUGGCGGCGAGAACGCUGGUUUUCAGGGAUAUCAAGACCGCCACCCACGAAUUCAAGAUUCUUCGACAGAUCGGUUUCACCGGCGCCGUGAUUCGGAAUCCGAACCUUAUUGAUAUGACUAACAAAGUUUUUGAAAAAUAA
Molecule: messenger RNA, 606 nt
Organism: Caenorhabditis briggsae
Lineage: Eukaryota; Metazoa; Nematoda; Chromadorea; Rhabditida; Rhabditidae
Exons: 5
Coding region: 1-606 (201 amino acids)
Source: RefSeq, a predicted model, not a curated record